AUGUAUUCCCAUGCGGACGCCAACCUGAAGGUGAAGAAGGACCUGGACUCGGCCCGCUCCAAAGUCAAUGAACUCAAGGCCGAAGUUAAAGGCCUUAAGGAAAAACUUGAGCCUCUUCAAGAGGUCAAGAAUGAGGCCGAGAGGGCCAAGGAGCGGGUGAGCCGCCUGGAGGGGCGCCUGGCGAACCAGGAGCAGCAGCUGAAGGCCAAGUUCGAGUCCCGGGCUGAGGAGGAGAAACAGGCCCUUGUCCAACAAAUGAUGGAAGACUACAAAUCCAUCAUGCGGGCGACAUGGGAGGCGGUACAGCCGGGUGCUGAUUUUGGCAUCUGGAAAUCCAAGUUUGAUCAGGAAAACGAGGAUUACAAUGUUGAACUCCUUCGCCGGGCUGACGAGGAGGAUGCGAAUGGUGAAGAGGCCGACACCGCUUCAGGCUCCUCCGGGGAUGAAGACAGGGAAGAGGAUGGUGAUGACAAUGAAGAGCAGCCGGCAACUGAUGAUGCGGCUGCCAAUGCUGGAAAUCCCUCUGCCCCUUGA
Messenger RNA from Chenopodium quinoa (quinoa), 534 nucleotides. RefSeq lists its product as uncharacterized. Lineage: Eukaryota; Viridiplantae; Streptophyta; Magnoliopsida; Caryophyllales; Amaranthaceae. The transcript has a single exon. The record is from RefSeq and is a predicted model, not a curated record. The coding region runs from base 1 to 534 and encodes 177 amino acids.